UGCAGACCUAUAAACCCAGGCUAACUCCUCUCUCCCCACACAUCUGCUCCUGCUCUCCCUCCUCCAGGUCACUGUAGCCAUGAGGACCCUUGCCCUACUCACCGCCACCGUUCUCUUGGUGGCCCUGCAGGCUCUGGGGGAGCCACUUCAGGCAAGAGCUGAUGAAGCUGCAGCCCAGGAGCAGACUGGAGCAGAUGAUCAGGAAGUGGCUCAUGCCUUUACAUGGGAUGAAAGUGCCGCCCUUCCGCUUUCAGGCUCAGGGAGAGGGUUGAGGUGCAUUUGCAGAAGAAGAUUUUGCCGUGCGUUACAACGUCGCUUUGGGACCUGCGCCCUUGGUGCAUUCUACCUGGCCUGCUGCCUCUGAGCUUGCAGAAUCAAGAAAAAUAAGCUCACUAUUUCCUUUGAGAGUAAAAGAAAUUCUUAAUCUUCCUGUACCUUGUCCUCAAUUUCAUUUUCUCAUUCUAAAUAAAUACC
Molecule: messenger RNA, 474 nt
Organism: Symphalangus syndactylus (siamang)
Lineage: Eukaryota; Metazoa; Chordata; Mammalia; Primates; Hylobatidae
Product: theta defensin subunit A-like
Biological process (GO): antimicrobial humoral immune response mediated by antimicrobial peptide; defense response to Gram-positive bacterium; innate immune response in mucosa
Cellular component (GO): extracellular matrix
Source: RefSeq, a predicted model, not a curated record